Spodoptera litura is the source of this 2396-nucleotide messenger RNA. The record is from RefSeq and is a predicted model, not a curated record. NCBI's taxonomy places the organism in Eukaryota, Metazoa, Arthropoda, Insecta, Lepidoptera, Noctuidae.
CGGGAGCAGUCAUUCGAUGACUAUCCCGCCUCAAAAAAAAUCCUUCAUAAUGAAGAAUAUAGUUAUAAGUUCAUAUUUAAACUGUCAAACACCAAGCGGUCACCGGUGACCGAAACCUAUUGUUCUAUAAUUGUGUCUACAAAACCGGUACUCGACGAGUUAAUUUACCUCAAAUAGUUUUCGAUAUUCGUAACUUUCUGUAUUCAUAAAUAUGUCAAUGGUGAAAUCUUUCACGGCACAUCACUGGGCAACUUGAUAUGAAGUGAUUGGCGUUCUGAGGAAAGUAACAAAAUUCGGAGUUUCUGUUUUUGCCGAUUUUAGGACAAACUUGGGUUUAUUUUGUGUAGAAAAAUAAAAAACAGAGUAGUAGACAGAGCUAUCUUAAAUAAUAAAAUGAAACAAAGCUUUUAAUCACAGUAAAUUUAUUUUAAUAAGAUAGUUAAAAUGAACAACUUCUAUAGAAGUUGUGGCGCUGGUGGCACGAAUAUCGCGAACUUAUAGCAGUUCGGAAUGUUCGUGCAAGCACUUCUAUAGAGAAGAAGAAUCCGGUGAAAAGGUUAAUAAUCUCAGCAGGCGGAGAAUUAUGUAACUAAUGCAUCCUUUGGUAUAUUGCUCUAGGUUUAGUUUUAAAUCAUCUUAAUUUUUCUUUUGUGAAUAUAAUUUUUAUAUUCCUAUCAAGCUAAUCUACCAAAAGCUCAAUUGAAUUUAGAUCUGGAUUAUGAGGAGACCAAACUAUAAUUUUAGACACUCCUUCCAUAAUGUUCUCUUCUAAAUAACAAAUUUUUAAUUGAAAACUAUAGAAAUGAUAUUUUUAUGAAAAAUAGGGGAUGAUAUUUAAACAGAUUAAUUAUAUUUUUCUGAAGAAAUAGAAUGUAAACUGAUGUUCACACAUCAUGUUUUAUUUUGGUGUUUUAGGCAAAGUAUGGUUAAUUUUAUAUUCAUAGAAAUUAUUCAUACAAAUAAUUUUGACACAUUAGUUACAGUGCGCCACAAUUGCACCAUUCCAUGGGACUGUUUCAAUAGUUCAAUUGGCGCAUGUAGGAAUGUCUAGUGGCUACAACUUUUUUCGGUUCAUCUUUGGAUGUUUUUGAAUUGAUAUACAUUUGUAAUGUUGUACACUCUUGUAUCAUCUAAUGUGAUUGCAAUGUAAAUUGAACCUUACAUGUAUAUAAUUGUCGUAAUAAUUAAUUUAAUUUACUACUUGUUGGUUUAAUUCAUAAUGCGUAUGCAAUUAGAGUACAAACCUAUACAAAAAAGUUGUUAUUCCAGCAAUCUUAGGUACGCCGUGCGUGAGGAACAUUAGUUUCUUUAGUUCUCUUACCUUAAUUUGAUUGCUUAUAAUGCGGUAAUACACUUUCCUAUUUCAAGCUACAAGUAUAAAAGGUUGCCAUGGUAAUUUUAAUCAAAACAAAGUAACUGGAGUAUGGGCAAGUAUGCCAUAGGUACGUACCUAUACGACUUUGAAGUUAAUUUUGAAAAGGUUGGUGUAUUUUACGAUAACGGAAUAUUUGUGAUGUUUUUUGAUUUAAAUAAGUGUGUUGUCUAAUGAGUCGGUUACGAUGCAUUAUAAUGAAGAGGACGUGGCUGAGUCUAAAACAAUCCAGAUUGCUGUUCUUGGCGAGCCUAAAACUGGAAAGAGUUGCCUAUGCCACCGCUACUUGGGCGGUAAUAGCAUCGCUCCGGUGGGAGGCACGCAGGGUGCUGAGGUGAUGGCAGGCCAGUGCAUAGGACUGCGCCCCCCGGUGCCCCUACAACUCUGUGACGUCGCAGGAAACGCACUCCAGACGAACAUGCUUGCCAACUACUUGUACGAUUCUGAUAUUAUUUUAUUUGUUUACGACCUCACAAAUCUUGAAAGUUUCGAUAAGUUGGCUGUAUGGAUUCAGAGAGUGAAAGAAAUAUUUGAAAUUGAAACGACUAAGCCCUUGAUGGCUCUGUUUGGCAAUAAGUCUGAUUUAGAACACCAGAGGGCUGUGAGAUUAUCUUGUGUGCAAAAAUUUGCAUCCGAACAUUUGUUGGAGACAUUCAAAGGAUCUGCAAGAACUGGGGAGAUGGUUAGUAACGCGUUCACAACGCUCGUUGCUCGUGUAAUGGGUGUGAAGGUGAAUCGAUUACCGCCAGCCCUUGUUGACGGCAGGUCUGCACUACCAAAGGAACCUGUUCCGAAUGGACCCGCGUCUUCAGGUUACUCGGACCCCAUGCAAUCACUAAUCAUGAACAGGAAAGCUAUGAGAAGAAUGCAACGCAAAGCAUCAUCGACAAUAUGCAGCAUACAAUAAAACUAUUUAUUAAUUACUUAUAUGGUUUUUUGAUUUUAUAUUCGUUUUGUGUUUAAGUAUGUCCUGCCUUUUAUCCAUUUGCCACAUAACUGGUAAAUAAUAUUAUUGAAUCUAUUU